Messenger RNA from Myodes glareolus (Bank vole), 4332 nucleotides. The record is from RefSeq and is a predicted model, not a curated record. Lineage: Eukaryota; Metazoa; Chordata; Mammalia; Rodentia; Cricetidae.
GAAGAAAUUGAAACAAUUUGUUGGCUUUUGUUUACCUGGUGUGUGUAAGAAGCCACCUCGCUCCCUCUCUGAUCGCCAUCCCUGACCUUUCUUUCUUUUUACUCCUUAAAAAAAUUAAUUUCCCCCUCUGUGCAAUGGAGCGUGGGGGGUGGAGGGGGAAGGGUUUGAGAAUCCACCCAAGCCCGGCCCCUAUUCCCCAGAACACCAAUAAUAACCCCCUUUAAAACAUUUACCUUCCUCCCCUGCUCCUCCUCCUCCCCUAGUCCCACCGCCCCUAACUCAUAACUCUGUUGAGUCCAGAAUCUCAGAAUCAGGCGUUGGCUUUGCCGGGUGCUUCACAUCGAUGGAUGAGUUCCACCCGUUCAUCGAGGCGCUGCUGCCUCACGUCCGAGCCUUCUCCUACACCUGGUUCAACCUACAGGCGCGGAAGCGCAAGUACUUCAAGAAGCACGAGAAGCGGAUGUCAAAGGACGAGGAGCGCGCGGUGAAGGACGAGCUGCUGGGCGAGAAGCCUGAGAUCAAGCAGAAGUGGGCAUCCCGGCUGUUGGCCAAGCUGCGCAAAGACAUCCGGCCCGAGUUCCGAGAGGACUUUGUGCUGACCAUCACCGGCAAGAAGCCCCCCUGCUGCGUGCUCUCCAACCCCGACCAGAAGGGCAAGAUCCGGCGGAUUGACUGCCUGCGCCAGGCUGACAAGGUGUGGCGGCUGGACCUGGUCAUGGUGAUUUUGUUUAAGGGGAUCCCCUUGGAAAGUACUGAUGGGGAGCGGCUCUACAAGUCGCCCCAGUGCUCGAACCCCGGCCUGUGCGUCCAGCCACAUCACAUUGGAGUCACAAUCAAAGAACUGGACCUUUAUCUGGCUUACUUUGUCCACACUCCGGAAUCCGGACAAUCAGAUAGUUCAAACCAGCAAGGAGAUGCGGACAUCAAACCACUGCCCAACGGGCACUUAAGUUUCCAGGACUGCUUUGUGACUUCUGGGGUCUGGAAUGUGACAGAGCUGGUGAGAGUAUCACAGACUCCUGUUGCAACCGCAUCAGGGCCCAACUUCUCACUGGCAGACCUGGAGAGUCCCAGUUACUACAACAUAAACCAAGUGACCCUGGGACGGCGGUCCAUCACCUCCCCUCCUUCCACCAGCACCACCAAACGCCCCAAGUCCAUCGAUGACAGCGAGAUGGAGAGUCCGGUUGAUGAUGUGUUCUAUCCUGGGACAGGCCGCUCCCCAGCAGCUGGCAGCAGCCAGUCUAGCGGAUGGCCCAAUGACGUGGAUGCAGGGAGCCCCCGGGCCACAGCGUCAGCCCUGCACUUCCCCUCCACGUCCAUCAUCCAGCAGUCAAGCCCGUAUUUUACACACCCAACCAUCCGCUACCACCACCACCAUGGGCAGGACUCGCUGAAGGAGUUUGUGCAGUUUGUGUGCUCUGACGGCUCGGGUCAGGCCACUGGACAGCCCAACGGUAGCGGCCAGGGCAAAGUCCCGGGGUCAUUUUUGCUACCGCCGCCGCCUCCAGUGGCCAGACCUGUGCCCCUUCCUAUGCCUGAUUCCAAAACCACCAGCACGGCCCCAGACGGCGCCGCCUUGACUCCUCCAUCACCUUCAUUCGCAACGACAGGCGCCUCCUCUGCCAACCGGUUUGUCAGCAUCGGACCCCGGGACGGCAACUUUCUGAACAUCCCACAGCAGUCUCAGUCCUGGUUCCUCUGAUUAAGAUCAACAAAGAAACAACAAAAUUUUUAAAAAGAGGUUCCUCAAAAGGGGGGAGAAGAAAUUUUGAGACAUGGAAAUAUCCCCCAGCCCAGCCCCACCGAAAAGCAAAACUUAGACGUCGUCAGCCACUCAGCCCUUCCCUCCUCCAGCCCGGGUAGCCCUGCGGUCCAAAGCAGCCCAGUCCUGGGAGCCCUCGGAAGGGGUCUCAGCCGAGUUGUACACCAGCAGCCAAGCAGAAAGAAGCAUGCUAAGCGGACUCUGCUAAGCAGAGGACAAACAGAAAGAAAAGAAGCAACCCAGCCCGGCCUUCCCGGGAAGGUGGCACCCCUGCGGUUCCUGGGGACCCCCACCCUCCGCUGGACCUAAGCUUCCUUCGGAGCCCAGAGGAACAGCUCUUAAAAAUGAUGGAAGUAGACAUUCGAGCUCACCUCCGGACUUCGCCCCUCCCUCCUCUCCCUCUCGCCCUUCCUGGGAGCCUCUGCUCAGGCUUCUGUCCCCUGCUGCUCUGGACUAGGAUGGCCCCGGGGUGGGCAGGGGAUGUUCUUUGGAGGUAGCUAAGCUAAAUUCAGCGUUGAGUCCAGAAUGGAGGGUGUUCUGCCACCUCCCUCCUCCGCCCCGAACCGCACGGGCAGUUCUCGGGCCGGACCCCCUCUGUACAGCACACAGGAAAAAGUCAGAAUGCUCUGGACUGGACGCUCAGCCCGGCACUGGCACCCUCUUCCAUCCCCGCAGGCCGCGAGGGCUGCCCUCUGCCACGCCCCUAGUGAAGGGAGUCGGCCCCAGGUCGCCCCGCACCCCAGCCCUGCAUGCAGGUGCCCUCGCUCCGCCCCUCUGCCCUGCCCCUGCCCUUGCCGCACACAGCCCUCCAGGGGCCGGCUGAGAGUGGAGCAGAAAGGGCCCCGGAGCCGAGCGAGGAGGACAAGGCUGCCUCCACCUGCACUAGGUAGGCGUCCUGUUCUCGAGACUUUCAGUUCCUGUGGAGGGUGGUGGUGGGGUGUCAUCCUUUUAAAAGAGUGUUCUGGAGCUUUCUGGUCCCCUUCCCUUCCCGCCACACCCCGUGGCCACUUCUCCCUAGAUUUUAGCUGUAAUGUCUUUCCUCUUUAUUUAGGGGUGGGGCAGUCAUUGUUUGGGUCUUUCGCUGUUGCAGUUGGGAACUCCUCUGAGCAACUUGGGAACAAUUUCAUAACACACCACAGGAAGCAGCUCUCCUCCCAGCCCCCUCCUCCUGCAAGGGAUGGUGGAGGCUUGUCCAGAGGGUCUUGAGAAGCCCCCUGGGAGGGAGGGGAACGCGAGCACGCCAGCCCCCCUUCAAGGUGACUGGACCCCUCUGGCUUGUCUUUCUGUGCCUUAGUCCUCCUUCCCUGCAUCUCCCCUCCUAGGCCCAUUCUCAAGGCCUUGUGCCUCUCCGGUAUGAAAACACAAAGCACAGGUCAGGAUCCUCCGAAAGUUGGUCCAACAUUGCACCAAUGUGGGGGUGGGUUGUGGGCUUUAUUUAUUGAGAAUCUAGUUGGUGAGGCUGCGGCCCUGAGCGGGCGAAUGGCCGCGUGCAGGGAGCUCGGGAUUGAGAGGCAGCUGUCCGGGCGGGCGCGCUGCGUGGAAGUUGAGUGAAGCCCUCCCCUGUGGCGUCGAGGGCCCGGGGUGGAGAUCCCGCGGGGGACCUCCCUGUGCGAGGGGAGGGAGCCCCAGGAUGGGGGGCCGGGCGGGCCGGGCGUGACGCGCGGUCAAAGUGCAAUGAUUUUUCAGUUCGGUUGGCGAAACAGGGUCAGAGCUAAGAGCUAGCGAAAGAGGGUCCCUGCCCGGCCGCAUGCGCCUCUUCGGUUGGUCGAAGACAGUCGGGCUGCGGGCGGGAGCUGUGGGUUUGCGGGGCACACGCCCCGGGCGAGGUCAGAAGCUGCAGGCCAGCUGGGCCGGGGCCCAAGGUGCCCGGCGAGGUACCCCCGGAGGACGGGGUUGGGUGGGGGUAGCGCUCCUUUCCCAAGUGGUGUUGUGAGGGGCAGGCGAGGGACGAUGAGGGCAACAGAUGUGGGGACGUGUUAGGAGAGGAAACAACCCACAAAAAAUAUAGGGGAAAUUUACCUUUUUUUUUUUUCAUUGAACCAAGUGCAAUGCAUCAGAGAGUUUUCCUAUCUUUGUAUGUUAAGAGAUUAAGAAAAAAAAUUCUAUUUUUGUUGUAAUGUCCUCGCGGCUCUGGGGACGCUAAAAGAACUGGGCCUGCCCUGCCCUUAGCGGGGAUGAAAGCUGAGUGUUUUUUCUUUCUUUUUUUUUUUUUCCUUUUUCUUUUUUUGAUAGUUCUCUGGGUUUUUUUGUUUGUUUGUUUGAUUGGUUGGUUUUUGCCGUUUUCCUGAGUUGACGAGGAUAAUCUGGGGUUUCAAUUUGUUUCGUCGUUCGGUUUCGGUGGGAGGGCUGAAGAAAACGUUCACAUUUUAUAUUUAAAAAAAACACCUCGACAUUUAAAAAAAAACCAACACAAGAUCAAAAGGAAAAGGACGAGAGAAAAUUAUUUUUAAGAUAAUUAACAUAAAAAACCCUGGUGCUUAUUACAUUAUAAAGUACGUUUUUAAAAAACCCACAAACUAUUAUACAUACGUUUAUGAAUCAAUUAAAUAUUCUGCACUUGUUAGGAA